AUGUCCAACCAAAUCGGCCCCUCCCGCCCUCCACGCUCACACUUCCGCAACAACGACUCCCGCACCGACAAUGGCUACCAUACCGGCGACUCCCAGCCCGUCCGCCGCAACGCCCACCAAAUCACCACCGACAUCUGCCGCCGCGCAACUCCCCCUUGCCCGCUGGAACACUUCAUCCAGCGCGAACACACGCAUGAGGACCUGCACGCCGCUUUCCUGUACGCUGCCCAAUUUACAGCCUCGCGAACUCCAGGGGGACCGCAGCAUCCGAUGGCGGUGAGGGCGAGGCGGUCGGGUUGUUCGGAAUUGGUGAGGGGGCUAGGGAGUGCGAACGCGCCGGAGGUGUGGAGCAUGUUGCCGAGGAUCGUGUUAGUGUUUUUGCUGGUGGAGGCGCAGAAGGUUGCUUAUGCGGUGGCGGCGGAGGCGGAGGAGGACGAAGAGGACGAGGAGUAUGAGUGGGUUGAGCGGCGGCGGCGGUAG
Molecule: messenger RNA, 480 nt
Organism: Saxophila tyrrhenica
Lineage: Eukaryota; Fungi; Ascomycota; Dothideomycetes; Mycosphaerellales; Extremaceae
Exons: 2
Coding region: 1-480 (159 amino acids)
Source: RefSeq, a predicted model, not a curated record